GCUCUGUCGUGUGUCCUCCUCUGUGCUGCUCUCCUCCUCCUCCGUCUCCUCCGCUAGCUUAGCCUGCUAGCUGGCAGCUCAGGUAAACAUGGCCAUGUCGCAGGCUCUGUCAGAGGAGGAGUUCCACCGGAUGCAGGCUCAGCUGUUGGAGCUUCGGACUCAGAACUACCAGCUGUCUGAUGAUCUCAGGAAGAACUCUGCUGAACUGAACGCCGUCCGUCAGAAGAAUGUGGUUCUGGAGAGAGAUUUUGUCAAAGCACAGAAGGCUUUGAAUAAGAGCAAAAAAGCUCAGGAGGUGGAGGCGCUGCUGAGUGAGAAUGAGAUGCUUCAGGGGAAACUCCACAGUCAGGAGGAAGACUUCAGACUACAGAACAGCACGCUGAUGACUGAACUCUCAAAGCUGUGUACGCAGAUCGAGCAGCUGGAACAGGAGAACCAGGGCCUGAAGGAUGGAGGAGCAGCCUCUGCGUCCACCCCCCCACCCAACCCCGCCUCCAGUCCUGUCGAUGGAGAGCUGCUCCGCCUGCAGGCUGAAAACUCCACCCUGCAGAAGAAACUCAAAGCUCUCCAGGAGCGCUUCGACAAGGAGCUCCAGAGACAGACGGUCUCCCAGGGCAACCAAAGUGCUACCACGGAGACAGAAGAGUCCAGCAGUGCCAACGGAGUCUCUGAUGUCACAGGGAGAGGGGAAGAGCCAGCAGCAGAGGGAACCAAUGAGAGACUGGACCAGACGGAGGCUCAGCUGGAACUCACAGAGAAACAGCUCCACGGCCUGUCAGAGAAGAGCGUAGAGAAGAUUGUAGCUAAGCAGGCAGCGCUAGGCUGGUCGGCUGCUCUCUGUCCAAUAACUCACUGCUUUGGACCAGAGCUGGAGAUGGCACUGAACACCGAGCAGGAGGAGAAGAGGCUGCUGAGGGAGCAGGUCCAACACCUGGAGGCGUCCAAACAGGCUGAAAUCACCAAACUGCAGGAAGAGAUAACAAAGCUGUCUGACAAGUUAAAGAAGAAACAGGAGAGUUUUCAGCGUCUUCAGGGAGAGAAGGAGGCUCUGUACAACGACAGCAGGACAAAGAUCGACGAGAUCAACCAAAGGAAAGAAGAAGAGCUGAAGGCCACAAACAUCCGCAUCCAGAAACUACAGUCAGACGUCAUGGCAGCCAAUCAGCUGACAGCUGAGCUGAGAGAGCAGCUGCAGAGCAAAGAGAAGGAACAUGAACUGGCUCUGCACAACCUGAAAGACCAGGUAGCCAGUCAGAGCGCAGUCAGUCAGGAGCAGGUGGACAACAUCCUGCAGGAGAACGAUGCUCUGAGGACAAACCUAGCUGCUCUAGAACAGAUCCAGACGGUGAAGACGCAGGAGAUGAAUCUGUUGCGUGAGCAGCAGGAGGCGCUGACGGCCGAGCUGCAGCAGAGACGAGCUGAACAGGAGAGUCUGUUGGCUCAGAGGGACGACCUGGACUCCCAGCUGCAGGAGUCGAGUUUCGCCAACAGGAAGUUGUUGGAGCAGUUAACAGAGGAAGGACAAGAGAAGGAGAAACUGCUCAGAGAUCUGGACGAGGCUAAGAAGACAGCAGAGAAGAGGAAGGCCAUGUUGGACGACAUGGCCAUCCAGCUGAACCAGGAGAAGUCCGACCACAAGGAGGCGCUGUCAGACCUCAAGCUGCAGCAUGAGAAGGAGGUCCUCGGGGUGAGGGCUCGUUAUGAGAAGGAGCUCAGAGGACUCCAUGAAGACAAGAAUCGCUCAGAGGAGGAGAUCCGACAGCAGCUCAGAGAUGAAAAGGCUCGGACGAAGGAGCUGGAGGGUCUCCAGCAGCGGGUGGAGGAGCUGCAGGCUCAGGUUCUGUCCAUGGAGGGAACCAAAGGAUGGUUCGAGAGACGACUGAAGGAGGCCGAGGAGAACAUCGAGAAGAACUCUCUUGAGCAUCAGGAGGAGAUCCAACGGCUGCAGAAAGAACACACACUCCAGCUGGAGGAGAGGCAGUCAGAGGUGGAGGGGGUGAAGCAGCAGCUGGUGGAGAUGGAGAAACAGAAGGAGGAACACAACGACACCAUCGGAAAACUCAAACAGGAGAUCAAAGACACCGUGGACGGUCAGAGGAUUCUAGAAAAGAAGGGAAGUGCGGCGCUGAAGGAUUUGAAGCGGCAGCUGCAGCUGGAGAGGAAGAGAGCCGACAAACUUCAGGAGAGACUCCAGGAAAUACUGACCAACAGCAAGACUAGGACAGGUCUGGAGGAACUGGUCCUGUCAGAGAUCAACAGUCCCAGUCGGACUCAGCAGACCGGAGACUCAUCCUCUGUCUCCUCCUUCUCCUACAGAGACAUGAUGAAGGAGGCUCAGCCGACCAAUCAGAACAAGUCUGGAGGAGGCAGCCCUCAGUCUCAGCGUCCUGCUGAAUUAUCUGACGACGAGGUCGGGGAGUUGUUCCAGCGACUCGCUGAGGUUCAGCAGGAGAAAUGGAUGCUGGAGGAGAAGGUGAAACAUCUGGAGGUGAGCUGUUCGUCCAUGGCUGAAGAUAUCUGCAGGAAGAGCGCCAUCAUAGAGACCUAUGUGAUGGACAGCCGCAUAGAUGUGUCAGGCAGUGCAGUCGGAGGUCACGGAGGCUCUCAGGGGGACAGAGGAGGUCUGGGUUCAGUCCUCAGAGAUCUGGUCAAACCAGGAGACGAGAAUCUGAGAGAGAUGAACAAGAAGCUGCAGAACAUGUUGGAGGAGCAGCUGACCAAGAACAUGCACCUGCAGAAGGACCUGGAGGUUUUGUCCCAGGAAUUAGUCCGUCUCAGUAAAGAGAGCAGUCCUGGUGGCAGUGCAGCCGGAUCAGGAUGAGACUAUCACCUGGAUCCAUCCGUCCAUUUCCUUCCUUCUCACUACUAUUAUCCGCCUCAGCUGGAAGGUGUGGGCUGGGCUCAGACUAACACCUGGAACCAACAUUUCUUCCUUCUCCCACUUCCUGCUUUCAUGACGUCAGACCUGCUGUGGGCUUCAGCUACUGUCUGGAACUGCAGUGAUUUCACCAUCUCAGUCUGCCUGCUGGGCUACGACUAAAUGCUGGACUCUGUUGUUUCUGAAUGAAGAGAGGAAACAGUAAGUUUUUACGUCGAAACUACACACCAGAGGGAAUAGGAAGUUGGGCUCAGUUUAUUUAUGUUGCUAUUGAAUGUACUGUAAUUAGACUGCACCACUCAGUUCCUCUGAGACCUGGCUACAACCUGGAACACAUACAUUGUAACAGACUUAUGAUUUGUAUUGUAACGACUGUAAAUUUUUACUGUCACCGCUUUCUGUGUCCGUCUGUCGGGUCCUGGCUAUGUCCUGGAAUACACUUAACUGAACGAAUGACUAAACUUAUUGGUUUCUAUGUGCAGUCACUCUGUUGUGAUCUGGCUAUUUCCUGAGCUUCCUGUCUGCAACAGAAUACGUCAGUACUGAACACAGUGGGGUCUGUCUAUAACUUGGAUCAUCGGAGAAGUUUUUAUUGAGCUUUAAGAUUAAUUCCUGGAAAGAGAUGUUUGACGAAAACACAAGGAUUCAUUUAUUCCCGGAGCUUUCAGCCACGUCUCAUGAGCUUCAUGAUCAACUUUGUUGUGGUCAGGUGAUGAUGAAUCAUCUCUGUGACGACUGAGCCAAGAUCUGAGGUCAGACGCAUCAUCCAUGUGCGAGCGCAGAAACCCUGUGAACGCCUUUUCCCGCACAUUAUAAACGAAGAGUGUUCGCAUAUCACGCAGACGUCAGCGUUCACACGGUUUCAGCAGCGAGACAAUGAGGACGAGAUUAAACUUCAGUUCAGAGACAGAAAAACUGUUUUUAGGUUCUUUCCCAGUUUAACUGAUGGUGUUAAUUGUUGUCAGGCUGCGCAGCGAUCUAUUAAAUGUCAAAGUGUAUUUAUGAAAGUUAAUUUUAAAUGUUAUGUGAGUGAUUAAUGUCCAUCAUCAGGGCGAUACCGACCCAGAAUCAGACUUGACUGAAUCGUCGUACACAAGGAGUCAUACAUCUGACAGAAAGUUUAAAGAUGGCAGACACUUCUGUCAAAAUCACAUUGUCUCUCGUGAAAGAACAUUUGUGUUUCCCAGGAUGGCGAAGGCUCGACUGGCCCUACUCUGCCUCUGAUUGGCUCAGGGCUUAUUUAGGGGCCGUACACAUGCUGCGUCUUUUCUGCCCUUCAGUGUCACCACCCUCAAACUUCCAUGCGUCCUUUAUGAUGUCAUAGAUACAGCCAAUAGAUGGCACCAGAGGGCGGAGUCAAAGGUUUGACAUGGCAACAGUCCAGGUGACGGUGGAGGAGGUCGUGAUAAUGUACCUUCAAACGGAGGCAGAGUUGUAGACGGCGAUGGUCUGUGAGGUCUUUGAAUACAUCACAACAUUUGGACGGAGAAUUUUUUUUUUACUCAUUAUUAAAUUUGGUCUUCGUGUCUCGCUUGAACUGCGCUUCACUGCCUCCACGAUCUCUGAUGGUUCUGCUCUGUUUCGUAUGUACCCACAAGUUUUUAAGAAAAUGAGCACGAACACAGACGAGAUGAACGCAGAGUACAGACAGAAAGCUCCGUCUGUCUCCGCCUGUCUCUGUCUGUCUCCGUCUGUCUCUGUCUGUCUCUGUCUGUCACUGUCGCUGUCUGUCUCCAUCUGUCUCUGUCUGUCUCUGUCUGUCACUGUCUCUGUCUCAGUAUCUAAUGUUGAGCGGAAAUGAGCCCUUAAAAGUGGGCGGGUUGUUUCCGUCCAGCACUCGUUGUAUUUCCUCAUCAGAUGGAAGUCUGCACCUGGUUUAUCGUCCACAGAACGAGGCAUUUUGAAAACAAAAUAUAACGGGCCGCAGUGAGAGUCUUUCUAUGGGAUAUUUAAAAACCACAGGUGUGUGCGUUGAGUUCCUGUCAGGCAGGAGGCGGGGUUUAAUCGUGGCGGCGUGCACAGGAACAGUGCUCCACUAUGAUUUUUCUCCAGUUGAGGAUUACAAUCUGUGCUGGUUUUAAUUCAGCGUUGAGUAUUAAUCAGCCGUCACCCUGGCCAGUCCCUCUCCUCUCACUGAAACCGACCAAUCCAACCAACCAUGGCAGCGAGUACCAGCCAAUCAGAGCAAGAGUAGACGGGUCAUUGUCAUUGCUAUCCUUGGAAACGCAAAUUCACCUUUUGCAAUAAAUUCAUAGCUUCGACCCCCGCUGGUCACAUCAUGAUACUGUGUGAAGAAUAAAUAAAGAGUCCUGAGAGAGAAGUUCAAGCCCCGCCUCCUCUCUCACCUCCACACAGCCGACCAAUCACAGAAAAGUGGAUGUGAACGAGUCUGUAGAAACAACUCUGACAUGUUUGUUUCAACGACCUGUUCAAGACGAACGUCAGGGCGAUGUGACGGAACGAUCAGAAGAACGUUAAAUUAUCACAGAGUGUCUGUCGACAUUAAAAACUCUCAUCUUCUCUCAAACUCGUUUCAUCAGAGUGUGUUUGUCGGCCGUGGCUAUGUCAUGGAGCACAAACAGGCUGUACUCAUGUUAACAGACUGAAUGUUAAUGAUUUUUUUUUCUGUUUGUGUUGGGCCGUGGUUAUUUCCUGGAAAAAACGCCUGUUGUUCCCUGUGGAGUUGAGUUUUUGCGGCUGGGCUACGAUGUGGGACGAUUGUGCUUCCCGUCUUCUAUUUAUAACUUUUCACUUUACUGGGAUGUUUAAUUCCUUGUGGAAAUGCAUCUGCAUCUCCUGUUACAGAGCGUGUCUCAUUAAACUGUGGCACGGACGUCAAAUGGGUCAGACUAUUUGCAGGGUGUUACAGAACGCUUUAAUCCUCCUCAUUUGAGAGUUUUAUUCAAAAGAUAAUUUAGUGAUUUCAUUGGUUUAUUUUGAAAUUUAAAAAAGAAAUGCAUGAAAACAGGAAACAACUUUAAGAUCUGCACUUUGAGUCUGUUUCAGAUUAAAACAUAAAAUGAGUCAAAGCAGUUAAAUCCAUCUUUUCUUACUUUAGUAAAUGUCUUGAUGUUACCUUCACUUCCUCCCGGACAUUCAGUUCAGCCUGGGAUGCAGAAUGGCUCGAUGAAAACUAAAAUGUUUGUCUCUUUGCUUUUUGACAAUUCAGCUUUUUAUCUGUAGGGCUGUGUCUAAUUCUUGGAUGACAUGGACUGUAAUUUGUCUUGCACUAUUAUUUUAUUUUGUGUGACUUAUCUCCAUCCGUACUGGGGACACCAAAUGGUGCAGAAAAACAAGUGUAACUGUCAGCUUUGGCUGCGGGCUGGGUCUACUUCCUGCUUCAAACAGCAUAUCUUAUUUUUAUUCUGACUGUCUCUUUAAAUCUGUUUCUGUGACUCUGUCAGAAAAAUAAUGUUGAACUUUUGACAGGAAGUGAAACUCAAGCACUUCCUGUCUGCUCUGCCUUUGUUUAUUCUCUUUGAUAUUUUUUUUGUUUUUGCUACGUGGCCCCUGACUACGUUCUGGACUGAACCUCUGGCACAGGCUGCUUCUGGUGACCGGGCUCUGACUAUCUCCUGGACAUAAUGCUUGUGGCAGUCUGUGUGUUUUAUGUUGUAACUGCCUGUAACAUCUCUGCUUUAUUUUUGGUUUGUAAAAAAAAAAAAAAAGAAUAUCCAAAUUUCAGUCUGAUGUAAAGACGUUAAAAUGUGAGAGACGUCCUUGACUGUUUGCGGUGCAGCUUCACGUGUUUAAGGAAACAGACCUCAGAUCCUUCACACCAAACUUAGUGGCAUUAUUACACAUGGUUGAAACGAUGUGAGAACAGCAGGACGAAGUGGAGACGUCACAGUAUCGAAGAUAAAUCUCAUUAUAAAGAUAAAAAUAUUAACAGUAGUCGUAGAGUCGUCGAGCUGCACUGAAAACACACUGAUGUUUUCUCUCGGUCCAUCACUGGCUCAGACUGACUGAGCAGGAUCGGUCUAUGUGCUGGGCAGUGACGUGGCCUGUUGCUUUGUUUUGUUUGUAAUGUUUAAAUCUGUAUAUAUCUACACGCUGUGACAUGACUUCUAACUGUAUGAAGAAUCAACUGAUGUAUUUAUGACACUGAUGAUGAUCAUGACGCUAAUUAUUGUAACAUGGAGAACAUAUGAUAAAAUAUUGUCUGAAGACGA
Molecule: messenger RNA, 7050 nt
Organism: Epinephelus fuscoguttatus (brown-marbled grouper)
Lineage: Eukaryota; Metazoa; Chordata; Actinopteri; Perciformes; Serranidae
Gene: gripap1
Product: GRIP1 associated protein 1
Exons: 29
Coding region: 89-2821 (910 amino acids)
Biological process (GO): regulation of neurotransmitter receptor transport, endosome to postsynaptic membrane; regulation of recycling endosome localization within postsynapse; regulation of modification of synaptic structure
Cellular component (GO): glutamatergic synapse; postsynaptic recycling endosome; extrinsic component of postsynaptic early endosome membrane
Source: RefSeq, a predicted model, not a curated record